AUUCGGAGGGUCGAGCUUCCCCCCACCACCACACAGGGCUCGGUGUGGCCGUGGGGUUGUCAUCCUCUGUUGGUUGGUCGUAGGUGUGGGAUUCCAUCCUCGAGCCUUGAAGGACGUGGCGAGGGCGCCGAGGCUUAUCUUUGGUGAAGAUAGCAGUCAAGGAGAGUGCUGUUGAACCAAUUAGGAAGCUGUUGAAGCUUUCCCAGCAAGAGAUGGUGAAGACGUGGACUUGGGAGAUGACAGAGGAGAUAUAGAGCAGAGAACAGAUUUCUGAGGUCCACAAUCUCUACAAUUUGAAAGUAAGACAAAAACAGAAAAUACCCUGAAACCCAAAAGUAUCUUGUACAUUUGGCACUAAGACUAUUUGCUACAAAACCAACUGUGAGCAAACAUGAAGCCUUUGUUUUCUGGGCACUCCUACCUAAUAAUCAAUACACAUGCCUCUGUUACUUUACUUCUGUUACUUGUGACUUGAAGAUUGUGUUGGAAAAUGUCCAAAAGAGUCAAAGAUAUACCUUUGGGUAACAAUGAGAAGAAAAAAAGGAAGCAUUUAUCUUUAUCAAUAGCUCAGAAAGUGGAGUUAUUGCAGAAACUUGAUGCUGGUAUGUCUGUGAAACAUCUUACAGAAGAGUAUGGUGUGGGAACUACCACUAUAUAUGACAUAAAGAAACAGAAAGACAGGUUGCUAAAGUUUUACAGCGACAGUGAUAACCAAGAAUUAAUGAAAAAUAGGAAAACAUUGCAUAGGGCCAAAAAUGAAGAUCUUGAUCGUGUGUUGAUUGAAUGGAUUCGACAACGAAGAAGUAAAGAUAUGCCACUGUCUGGAUUGUUGGUCAUGAAACAAGCUAGAAUAUACCAUGAAGAAUUGAACAUUGAAAGUGAGUGUGCAUAUUCAGAAGGCUGGCUGCAAAAAUUUAAGAAGCGUCAUGGAAUCAAGUAUCUUAAAAUGUAUGGUGAAAAAGAGUCAGUUGAUGUUGAAACUACUGAAAAUUACAUUGAUGAAUUUGCUAAGAUAAUAUCUGAUGAAAACCUCAUCCCUGAACAAAUUUACAGUGCUGAUGAGACAGCUCUGUACUGGUGCUGUGUUCCUAGAAAAACCUUAACCAUGACUGGCAAAAGGGCACAAACAGAUUUCAAGGAUGCCAAGCAAAGAUUAACUGUUCUUGGGUGUGCUAAUGCUGCUGGCACACACAAGAUAAAAUUGGCAGUGAUUGGAAAAAGCCUAUAUCCAAAAUGUUUAAAAGAUGUGGGUAGUUUACCUGUGCAUUAUUAUGCAAACAAGAAAGCAUCAGUGACAAGAGAAAUCUUCUCUGACUGGUUCAAUAAGUACUUUGUGCCAGCAGCAAGAGCUCACUGCAAACAAGCUGGACUGGAAAACAAUUGCAAAAUUUUGCUCUUCCUAGACAACUGUUCUGCACAUCCCCCUUCAGAGCUUCUUGUGAAAAGUAAUGUUUUCAGCAUAUACCUCCCCCCUAAUGUGACAUCUAUAAUACAACCAUGUAAUCAAGGAAUUUUACGUUCUAUGAAGAGCAAAUAUAAACACUUCUUUUUGAACAGAAUGCUUGCUUCAGUUAACAGAGGUCUGAAAAUCCAGGACUUCCUUAAAGAGUUUAGUCUUAAAGAUGCUAUCUAUGCAGUUGCUAAUGCUUGGAAUGAUGUUGAUAAGUCAACAUUAACAAAUGCUUGGCACAGACUUUGGGCUACAAUGAUGUUUGAAAAUUACCUGUCUGAUGAAGAUCUGGAUGGAUUUAGAGGCUCUAAUGAAAAGAUGAUGAUAACAAAACUCAUUACUUAUGCCAAAAGUUUAUCAGCUGAAAGUGUAAAUAAAUUGGAAGAAGCUGACAUUGAAGAAAUACUGAACAUUGACAAUGAUGUACCCGUUGUGCAUCCUUUGAAUGAGGGAGAAAUUGCUAUGAAGGGAUUGAAUACAGAUCAGUAUGAAGAUAGUAGCAGUAAUGACAAUGGCACUAUGAUCACCAGCCAGAAAAUCUCUGUAGACCAAAUGGUGAAGAUGUGUGAACAAUUAAUUGCUGGCCUGGAAAGAUGUGCAUUUAUCAGUGAGCAAGAGAUCGUGGCAGUUUACUCAAUUAAAGAGAAGCUGCUACGACACAAACCUAUGUUAAGGAAAUGACAUUGGAAGAAAUAUUUUUAAAGACCCUUUGUGGUAAUACUUCUGCAUUACUUGAGGAGCCUCUUUUUAACUCAUCUUCAUAGGUCCAGCUCCAACCUAGUUUCAUAGACAAUGGUAAGAUUAGUGUAAUCUUUUCUAUAAGGUCCUCAAAUGACCAGAAAUGCUCAAUAUUUAUUGCAUGUGUAUGUUUUGAGUUGUCAUUAGGAUAAAUUUAAUUUUUUACACUAAAAGCAUUUUAAUGAAUAUCUUUUAUUAAAAAGAAACUCAAAGAACAUAUGGCCUAUAUUCAUCUUGUUAAAUUUAUCAAUAAAUGUGUUUGCCAACAAAUUUCAUUAACUGAUACAUUAAUUUAUGUAAAUAAAGUAUAUUAUUUAUAUAUUCUACUUAGUGUGAAUUUUCAUACAUUUCUUUGGAGUAAGAAUUAGUGGAUUUCAUUACAGCAUGCUGUCUAAUACUCAUUUGGAGAUUUUCAAAAUAUGAUGUACAUGUACCAAAGGAUUCUGUUAGGCAUUCUGUUAUUUACUGUGACAAAUGCCUGAAAGAAAGGAAGCUUUGUGUUGACUCAUGAUAUAAAGGAUUCAGUGCCUGAUCAGCUGGCUUCAUUGUUUUUAGUCCCUGAGGUGACUUUCCACCUUGGUGGAAAGGUGUGGUCGAGUGGAACUGUUCACCUUAUGACAGCCAGGAAUCAAAGAGAGACAGAAAAGAGCCAAGGAAAAAAUUAUCCUUCAAUGACAUGCCUUCUGUGACCUACUUCUACAAAACAGGUCCCACCUGCCAAUAAAUAGCUUAUUCACUAAGGAGUCAUCAAUGUAUUACUUAAUGAACUUAGUACCUUUAUUAUCUGUUCAUUUCUCGAUGCUUGGAUCCCCACCAGACAGACACCAAGCCUUUAACAAAUAAACUUUUGGGGGUUAUACUUCACCCACAAACCAAAACAAAUUACAACUUUAAAAAAAAAAU
Perognathus longimembris pacificus (Pacific pocket mouse) is the source of this 3091-nucleotide messenger RNA. Its product is annotated as jerky protein homolog-like. Lineage: Eukaryota; Metazoa; Chordata; Mammalia; Rodentia; Heteromyidae. The record is from RefSeq and is a predicted model, not a curated record. Gene Ontology annotation, molecular function: DNA binding. Bases 491 to 2131 code for a protein of 546 amino acids. The transcript is spliced from 4 exons. Gene Ontology annotation, cellular component: nucleus.